AUGGCCACUGCGGCGUACUAUCCGGUAAACGAUACCAGCCUUUCACCCGCUGAGAGGGCCUACCUCCAGGAACUCACGGACAUUGCCGCAAAACAGCCACUGGAAGAGGACAAGAGGCAAGAGGUCCGCAACAUCACCAUCAUCUUCACAGUUAUUGCGGUACUCGUUGUAGCGCUACGAUGUAUCUCGAGACUGAAAAUCAAAGCGCCAUUCUGGACCGACGACUGGCUGACCCUGGCCACUCUAAUGCUGCUCUUCGGAAACGCAGCUUUCAAUUUUGUAGUGGUAGAACAAGGGGUGGGAUUGCAUUCGGGCCGCCUUAAUCUUCCACAGCUUCAAGCCCUGAAUAAGACUAUCGUCGGGGCAGAGGUUAUAUACCUUACAGGAGUCAACGCGUACAAAAUAUCUCUCCUGUUCCUAUACUUCCGUAUAUUUCCAAUCAAGUCCGUCCGAAUCUGGGCCUACGUGUUCGGCGGACUCUCAACAUCCUGGAACAUCGCAGGUGUCUUUGCCGCUGCUUUCCAGUGUACACCGCGAGCAAAGAUUUGGGAACCUUGGGUGGAAGGAUAUUGCAUUAAUGUCUUCUUGGCGCAAUUACUUAAGACAUUCCUUGUCUUCAUGUUCAUGUCAGGCUCUUACGUCGUCUUUACGAGCAUCUACCGCUUCACAGUAUAUCUGCACUACAGCUCAAAAAAUAUCCCAUUCACAUUGGCUACUCCUGUGGCCUGGAAUAUUAUCGAAAUCAGCAGUGGGAUCGUCUCCUCGUGUCUUCCAACCUUGGGCCCGAUCAUUCGUCCUGUCAUCAAAUCAGUUAUGCCCUCAACUUUGGGCAAAUCCGGGAAUAAGGACAGUGCACACAUAGGUUACGAAAGACGGAACGGUGCCGCAAGCCGCUCGGGCCUAGUGACAAUCGGCGGGGGCAGCACUCACCAAAACAACGGCCAUUGGAGCAGACUGGAAGGCUCCGGGCGCCACGGUGUUGAUGGGAGGGGAUCUUCUGCCUUACAUUAUGAUAUCGAAAUGCAGCCGCGCAGCAAGAUCACCGGCGUCGACGCCAUCAAGCAGAACCAGCCCGGAUACUGCCAGACGACGACGAUCACGAAAGAUGCAGAUGUGAAGAGCAAGGCCUUGAAGUUCAACGCAUGA
Messenger RNA from Diaporthe amygdali, 1146 nucleotides. RefSeq lists its product as uncharacterized. Lineage: Eukaryota; Fungi; Ascomycota; Sordariomycetes; Diaporthales; Diaporthaceae. Bases 1 to 1146 code for a protein of 381 amino acids. The record is from RefSeq and is a predicted model, not a curated record. The transcript is spliced from 5 exons.